CUCUCCUAUAAUUAUUUCUCUCUAUGUGCGACCUAGGGCUUUCCAUCCGUCCCUCCGAUCACUGCCCUCCCGUGUAUACUUCUUGGUGUUGGAAUGGAGAUGAAGACAAAGAGUUCAGAUUCAGCAGAGAAACAAGGUCACGUUGACUCAACGGGCUCAAUGUCGGAGAAGAAGAAGAGAAAGGGAAUGACGAUAGAAGGGUACCCCAUUGACGGUCUUUCAAUUGCAGGGCACGAGACUUGCAUUAUCCUCCCCACCCUUAACCUGGCCUUCGAUAUCGGCCGAUGCCCUCAACGCGCCGUUUCCCAACAAUUCCUCUUCAUCUCCCACGGUCACAUGGAUCACAUUGGAGGUCUGCCGAUGUAUGUGGCAACUCGGGGCUUGUACAGAAUGGCACCCCCAACGAUUAUAGUGCCAACAGUUAUAAAAGAGUGUGUGGAAAAACUCUUUGAGGCACACAGAGCAAUGGAUCACUCAGAGCUGAAGCAUAAUCUAAUUGGCUUGAAUGUUGGAGAAGAGUUUCAAUUGAGGAAGGAUCUUAAAGUGAGAGCAUUUAGGACUUACCAUGGCAUACCAAGCCAGGGCUAUAUAGUUUACUCUUUAAGACAUAAACUGAAGCAGGAGUACGUUGGUCUCCCAGGAAGUGAGAUUAAAAACUUGAAGUCAUCAGGUGUGGAGAUUACAGACACUGUAACAAUGCCUGAAAUUGCUUUCACGGGAGAUACCAUGUCUGAUUUCAUUGUUGAUGACAACAAUAUUGAUGUCUUGAGGGCAAAGAUUCUCAUUAUGGAGAGCACCUAUGUUAGUGACAUAGAGACAGUAGAGAAUGCAAGAGAUUAUGGACACACUCAUCUGUCUGAGAUAAUUGGUUAUGCAGACAGAUUUCAGAAUAAAGCAAUUCUUUUGAUCCAUUUUUCAGCUCGAUAUCAAGCAGAUGACAUUCAAAAUGCUAUGUCCACACUGCCUCCCUCUCUUGCUGGGCGAGUUUUUACGCUAACUGAAGGUUUCUGAUGAAAAAGUGGGACUCAAGAGUAUGGUUCCUAUAAUUAUCUCAUCUUUCCUCAUACAUGAUCCAGCCUUGCGACUCUUUUUCCAGAUGGGCAGGGGUUUUGUGGAUUACGUUUCUUUGUGAUUCAAUGCUUGAAAUUUAUGCCCUCAUGGAUGGAUGCCAUUUUUCUGUUGCAGAGGAUCUGUGGCUAUGUUUGAGUGAAGUAGACCAUCCUGUCCAUAAGGGAAGUAGAAAUUAGUUCCAGAAACAUCUCUGUUUAAUGUAACUAAGGUUAUAGUGUACUAGCGAGCUUGUUUAGUUUUCUACAGCAACCGGUAUGAAUGAGGCAUUUCCGCACUUAAAAAAAUGGUAUCUAAGUGUUUUUAGAAGAGUUUUUGACCAUGAAAACCUUCUUGAAUAUGUUUAGAACAUUAUCAGAAUUUUAGAGGAAACCAUAUUAGAAUUGAUUUACAGGC
Molecule: messenger RNA, 1464 nt
Organism: Rhododendron vialii
Lineage: Eukaryota; Viridiplantae; Streptophyta; Magnoliopsida; Ericales; Ericaceae
Product: tRNase Z TRZ1
Exons: 8
Coding region: 94-1011 (305 amino acids)
Source: RefSeq, a predicted model, not a curated record